This is a messenger RNA of Clunio marinus, 240 nucleotides long. The record is from the annotation of a GenBank genome assembly. NCBI's taxonomy places the organism in Eukaryota, Metazoa, Arthropoda, Insecta, Diptera, Chironomidae.
AUGUUAAGAAAGCACAUGACCUUGGUGGUCAUUUCAGAAAAGAGUUUAAAGGUCAUAUCAUUCAAGCAGAUGCAAAUAUUGACUAUUUCGAAAGCGCAUUUAAUAAAAUAUAAUAAAGAAUUGAUCAUUCGAUAUGUGCUGAACCAGAAACAUAAAGUCACAUCUUGUAAACACGUAAGUAGUAUUGUUCACAAUAAGGACAUAGAUACAAAAGAAUCGUUUUCUAAAGCAGUAAAAUAA